Messenger RNA from Schizosaccharomyces osmophilus, 855 nucleotides. RefSeq names its product mitochondrial carrier, thiamine pyrophosphate. The transcript is spliced from 3 exons. Lineage: Eukaryota; Fungi; Ascomycota; Schizosaccharomycetes; Schizosaccharomycetales; Schizosaccharomycetaceae. Gene Ontology annotation, cellular component: mitochondrial inner membrane. Gene Ontology annotation, biological process: thiamine pyrophosphate transmembrane transport. The coding region runs from base 1 to 855 and encodes 284 amino acids. Gene Ontology annotation, molecular function: thiamine transmembrane transporter activity. The record is from RefSeq and is a predicted model, not a curated record.
AUGGUCGUCUCUGAUGCAACCGAGUUUCACCAGCCAGCUUGGCAUUACACCUUUGCGGGUGGACUCGCGUCCGUCGUAUGCAGAUUCGCGAUUGCGCCGUUUGAUGUUUUAAAAAUACGAAUGCAAGUUUCCCAAUCAUCGUUUCUUCAGGUACUGAAUACAACUCUUCGCAAUGAAGGUUAUCGAGCUCUUUGGAGGGGCAAUGUUUCAGCAGAGUUUUUAUACUUGAUUUAUGGUAGCACAGAAUUUGUUGUUUUUUCAAAAAGCCGGGUUUUGACAGAAAACUUACAGUUGAAUAAACAUGUCUUGAACUUUUUAUGUGGAGCUUUGGCCGGUUCCUGUGCAACCAUUGCCUCGUACCCGUUUGAUACAUUACGAACUCAGUUUGCAACCUCAAAAGAGAAACCACGUUUCAUGCCAACUGUUAAGAAUAUCCUUCAAACUCGUGGAACUCAAGGAUUUUUCCCAGGUCUAAAGCCAACUCUUUAUCAAAUUGGUCCCCAUGUAGGUCUUUUCUUCAUGGCUUACCGAGCUAUUUAUUCAUCAUUGUCGCCUAUGGGGAUAGCAGCUAGCUCUUCUAUAAGCGGAGUAUUGGCUGGUGUUGCUGCAAAAGCUCUGCUAUUCCCAGUCGAUACUAUCGUAAAGAUUAUGCAAGUCUCUAAUUUGCAACACCCAUCAUUUGGACAGUGUUUCAAAACCGUCUUGCACACUUCUGGAGCUGGUGGUUUUUACCGGGGCUUACCCAUUAGCAUUGCCAAAGUGGCUCCCGGAAGGGCAAUUACCAUGCUUAUUUACGAAGAAACUUUACGUACCCUCAACAAGAUUUCGCCCGAAACGGAAGAUGCUAGUAGAUAG